Molecule: messenger RNA, 3346 nt
Organism: Rhinichthys klamathensis goyatoka
Lineage: Eukaryota; Metazoa; Chordata; Actinopteri; Cypriniformes; Leuciscidae
Gene: tbc1d10aa
Product: TBC1 domain family, member 10Aa
Exons: 9
Coding region: 168-2585 (805 amino acids)
Source: RefSeq, a predicted model, not a curated record
GUCGUGUUGGGUCUGUGUAGUUUUGAUUGGCCUGAUUUAGAAUCAGUUAAAGGUGAAGCGUCACAUUAAAUUAAUUCGACGUUUUCUCCUGGGAUGCCUAACUUACAGAUGGGGUCAGGUGAUGUCCUGUAAGUGAACUUCUCAGCGGGGUGUGUUUGUAGAGGAUCAUGAUGGCUCAGCUGGAGAAUGGACGUGUGUCGUCUGAUGAUACUAUGAGUGUGAUGACUCUGGGCAGUCAGUUUGACGAGGAGAGCUCUUUCGGGUCGGACUCUGAAAUCAACGGAUUCACGAGCUCAAGACAAACUGACAAGUAUGGAUUCAUCGGAGGAGCCCAGAAGUAUUCAACCGAAUCGGCUCAAGAAGUGCCUUUGGAAGUGUUAAGGCACAGGGAAGUCAAAUGGCUGGAUAUGCUGAACCACUGGGACAGAUGGAUCAGUAAAAGGUUCAAGAAGGUGCGACUGCGAUGUCAGAAAGGAAUCCCACCGUCAUUGCGAGGCAGGGCCUGGCUGUACCUGUCAGGUGGAAAAGUGAAAAGAGAGCAAAACGUCGGGAAGUUCAAUGAGUUGGAUAGCAUGGAUGGAGACCCUAAGUGGAUUGAUGUGAUCGAGAGAGAUCUACACAGACAGUUUCCCUUCCAUGAGAUGUUUGUGUCCCGAGGAGGUCAUGGGCAGCAGGACCUGUUCCGGGUGUUGAAGGCUUACACCCUGUACAGACCGGAUGAGGGUUACUGUCAGGCUCAGGCUCCUAUAGCAGCGGUGCUUCUGAUGCACAUGCCUGCUGAGGAUGCAUUUUGGGGUCUGGUUCAGAUUUGUGAGAAGUACCUCCCUGGAUACUACAGUGCAGGCCUGGAGGCCAUACAGUUGGAUGGACUAAUCUUAAAUGCGCUAUUAAAGCGUGUGAGUCCUCCGGCGUAUCGGCACCUUGAGAAACACAAGAUAGAGCCCAUCCUCUACAUGACGGAGUGGUACAUGUGUGCAUUUUCCAGAACUCUACCCUGGUCGUCUGUGCUCAGAGUGUGGGACAUGUUCCUGUGUGACGGAGUGAAGAUAAUGUUCCGUGUUGGGCUUGUGUUGCUGAAAUGCAUGCUGGGAUCUCGUGAGAAACUGAAGGCUUGUCCUGGUCAGUAUGAGACUAUGGAGCUUCUUCGAGCCCUGGAGCCGCAAUACAUGCAGGAGGGCUUUCUCGUCCAUCAGGUGUUAGAGCUGCCUAUAUCCGCUCGGGAUGUUGAACGAGAGCACCGCAUGCAGCUCAAGCGCUGGCGGAAAACCCACGGCGAACUCAGCUACAAGUCCCCUCCCAGAAUGCACGGCGCUCAGGCCAUCAUGUCUGCCGAGCCACACUCCCGCCAAGACCUCCGUCAGAACCCCACAAUCGUCGUUCAGUAUCCCCUGCAAUCAGACACUAAAUCCGAUUUCGCUCGCAUCAGGAAAAGAAGCACUAUCCGAAAAGCCCUCAUUCCAUUGGACGUCCCCAAUCCGUAUGCCUUACCAACAGACCCCAGAUCAAACCCUCUUAAAGAUAAAGCACAAGACAAACCGUCCAACCGUCCUCCUCCAUCACUACAGCAAUCCCUCCUCACUACACCUGAGAAGACAGUACCUUGCUCUGAUCCACCAGCCUCUGUCCCAAAUCCAUCACUCUCUGUCAUCCCAACCCCAAAUCCAUCACUCUCUGUCAUCCCAACCAUCCCAACCCCAAAUCCAUCUCUCUCUGUCAUCCCAACCCCAAAUUCAUCUCUCUCUGUCAUCCCAACCAUCCCAACCCCAAAUCCAUCUCUCGCUGUCAUCCCAACCAUCCCAACCCCAAAUCCAUCUCUCUCUGUCAUCCCAACCCCAAAUUCAUCUCUCUCUGUCAUCCCAACCAUCCCAACCCCAAAUCCAUCUCUCGCUGUCAUCCCAACCAUGCCAACCCCAAAUUCAUCUCUCUCUGUCAUCCCAACCAUCCCAACCCCAAAUCCAUCUCUCGCUGUCAUCCCAACCAUCCCAACCCCAAAUCCCUCUCUCGCUGUCAUCCCAACCAUCCCAACCCCAAAUCCCUCUCUCUCUGUCAUCCCAACCAUCCCAACCCCAAAUCCAUCCCUCUCUGUCAUCCCAACCAUCCCAACCCCAAAUCCCUCUCUCUCUGUCAUCCCAACCAUCCCAACCCCAAAUCCAUCCCUCUCUGUCAUCCCAACCAUCCCAACCCCAAAUCCAUCUCUCUCUGUCAUCCCAAAUCCAUCUCUCUCUGUCAUUCCAACCCCAAAUCCAUCUCUCUCUGUCAUCCCAACCAUCCCAACCCCAAAUCCAUCUCCAAGUCUUUCUCGCACCCCGCCAUCUCCCCAAACCUCACCGGACCCCAAUCCCACACACCCCACCGAGCUCCCUCACUCCUCCAACCCGGAAAUCACAGCUGAACCCCUUCCUAUCCCUAAAAACUCAAGCAACACCAACAACUCAGCCCACCUUAAAGAUCCUCCACCCACUACAGACUCCACUCCGCUUCUUCCAGACGACGCACCUGUGAACGGAGACUCGGUCGCUGCUCCCACAGUUCCUGGUUUACGUCACUCAUUUGAGAGCGUGGGUUCAGAGGACACGUACCUGUAGCUCUCACCUCAACGUUCAGGGAGAAAUUGAAUGCAGUAUUGGGAACCAGCAGCCGCUUUAUGCAUCAGGGCAACAUGGGAGGAAAAAACUGUGAUUGUAUUUUGAUGUUUUGGAGGCGAUCAAUACAGUUCGAAAAAUCUUUGCCGUCAGUAUCUUGACUUCAGGACUAUAUCAAGCUUAACGACAAGAAGGAUCAAAUGACCUAAAGACAUUUCGGUGUCACCGUGCACAUGACCUCCUUAUUUUUCCCGUGCUGGUCCAUAAACGGACUCCACAGCCUUUGUAUUAAAAGUGCAAAAAGAUCUGGAUAUUAGUUCUUCCAUUAUUCCUCAAUCAUAAGCAGAACAGACUUUAUAAUCAAAUAUGUUUGGCUUGUUUUUGUGUUAUUCGCUGCUUAACAAUAUAAGGUCAUAUUGCAAGAUAUGAUAAAAAUGUGUGAUUCGGCCAUCUAACAGUUUUACAUUUAUAACCACUCUUUUGACCACUAUUAUAAGAGUUUGUAUUCUUUUUCAGCAUCACUUAACCAUUUUAACAUGUGCAACACAUAAUAUUAAGAGCAAUGGAGCAUUUCUUGUUUCAACAUCAUGUCUGUUACCACAGUGGCUGCAUACAAAUGUACUGAAAACAUAAAUAAAAAGCAAUUUAAGUUGUAAUAUCCUUAAACUUCACUUUUCAGAAACAAAAUGUGCAAAAAUUGUACCUUUAGGGGCACGAGAGCGCGUGUACUUUUAAAUGGGACACUUUUGUACCUUAUCUACCCC